Molecule: messenger RNA, 3345 nt
Organism: Syngnathoides biaculeatus (alligator pipefish)
Lineage: Eukaryota; Metazoa; Chordata; Actinopteri; Syngnathiformes; Syngnathidae
Gene: scamp4
Product: secretory carrier membrane protein 4
Exons: 7
Coding region: 137-838 (233 amino acids)
Biological process (GO): protein transport
Cellular component (GO): recycling endosome membrane; trans-Golgi network membrane
Source: RefSeq, a predicted model, not a curated record
AAACAAGGCAUGCUUUCUGUCUCUGAUCGGUUGUUUUUGCUCAUGCACAGUGGUUAGGUUUUAGUUCAAGAGACUAGUUCAAGUACACUCACCUGUUAAUAUUUUUAUUCACAAACGGAAACAUUAGGAUUACAGCAUGACAGAACGGGCAAACAACUUUCCUCCCCUGCCUAAAUUCCUAAAAGUGAAGCCCUGCUUUUAUCAGAAUAUCCAGGAAGAGAUUCCCGAACCCCAUCAGCAGCUGGUGCAGCGAAUCUUCAUACUUUGGAUGAUGUAUUCUGGGACGCUGUGCUUGAAUGUGAUUGGCUGCAUAGCGUGGUGGGCUGGCGGGGGUUACGCCUCCAACUUUGGGUUCUCGUUGCUCUGGCUCGUCCUUUUCAGCCCUGCCAGUUAUGUCUGCUGGUUCAGACCCAUCUACAAAGCUAUCAGGGCGGACAGCUCCUUCAACUAUAUGGCCUUCUUCUUCAUCUUCUUCCUUCAGGUGGUGCUGUCGUUCAUCCAAUGUUUGGGCUUCAGCAACUGGGGCAUUUGUGGCUGGAUUGCUACGGUGACGUUUUUCAGUUACAACGUCGCCGCCGCCAUAGUGAUGCUUCUCACCACGCUGCUAUUAACGUUAGUGACCACCUUAAUGGUGGUAGUGCUCAUCAAGGUUCACAGACUGUACCGUGGCAGUGGAGGGAGCAUGACUCGUGCUCAAGAAGAGUGGGGCACUGGCACAUGGAAGGAUGCGCUGGUGAAAAAGGAUGAGUUCAGCCCUGUCGACCGGACCGCUCAAGGCCCCAGCCUGCCGGAGUACCCUGCAGCCGUUCCCAAUUAUCUGGAAAACCGCAGUUGGUAAUUGUCCGGCCCCAUUUUUUUUACCUGUGAACGCGACUGGACCGCAAUAGAUGCAAGAAAUUUCAAAUCCAACCCAUACCUCGUUCACGGAGGACAGUAUUUUCUUUGUAUACAUUUUUGGAACACUAAACCCCUUAAAAACAAAAAAAAAACCCACACAAUUUCUUGAUAACGCUCCCGUCCAAAGAGGUUUUAUACAGUGACGCCUUGUGGUACGCGUUCGUUUUUUCGUGAGCUCUCUGGUCACACAGUACACAAAUAUUUUUUUUCCCACUGAAAUGAAUGGAAAUGUCAUUAAUUUAUUCCAGCCUCUCAAAUUAAACACAAGUGUUGGCAAUAUGUUUUAAAAAAACACACACACACAAGAAAAGUAAAUUAAGGUACCACUGUUGUUUGAACCAUAAUCUACCACAAAGUAUGACUCACCUUAUAACAUAAGCCUUGAAAAUGGGUUGCUUACAGAUGAUUUUUUUUUCUUUUUAAUGCACCAGAAGUGUGCAUGUACAUGCACUUAUGGUGAAGACUCUGUAAUUUCACUGACAACCCAGGCUAAAUUUAGCUCCUCCCUUACAUAUAAAGAUCUCAAUCCCUCUGUUGAGCUGUAUGACUUCAACCUACUUUCUUAACAAAAAUUACUACUUUCCUUUUAGCGAUGGCUUUGGCAGCAUUAGUCAGCAUCUUAAAGCCUAGUAAAAUGAAAAUAUGUUAAUAGUUGAGUUUUUAAGUGAAUAGGGAGGAGGGCGAAAAAGACAAGUGAAUUUUUGAAUAGCAAACCUUGAAUAGUCAGGGUUUGUUAUAAUAUUGAGCAAUGUUAUCGUGAUGUCUGUCAUGUGUAACUGGAAUGUAAUUCAUAAAAAAAUCAAGGGUGGAAGACUUUGAGUGGCAGAAAACACCAUCAAACACUAAUCUUUGUCCGUGUAACACUAAUGCUGGGCAGGAAUUCACAUGCAAUGGCUCCAUCUGAGAAACUGCUUUUGUGUUUUGGUAUGAGCUGCUGCUGUUUUGGUUAGCAACAAUGUUCCAACUGGGCGCAGUGCUUUGUACAUUUAUAACGUCGUUAACCUAUUAUCUUGUUGUCUAAUUAAGUAAGUGGUCCUCAAGCUUUUAACACAAGCUACCACCGUAAUGACUAAUAAAAAAAAAUACUGUUGGGUACUAGACCAAGGUGUUCAAUGAAAACAAACUGGAGGUAAUUAAUAUUGUAGGCCACUCUAAUAUUGAUAGUUUUGAGGAGACGAGAGUUGCGUAAUGAUUCCAAUGUAUGUAUUUCAGGUUAAAGUGUACCUAAUUGUUUAAAAACAAACAGUUCUAAAAGAUGGAAAGCAAAUGUAUUCAACCUAAAAGUUAAAGACAACUUGACUGCACUUAUUACACAUACUUUUCUGAAUUCAAGAAAAGGUUGGAAGCCACUGCAACAUUAUACACACACUUUGAACAUUUCCAGUAAUUCAUUGAUUCUUUCACGUACCACUAGAGGGAGCCCAUGUAUCAAGUGGUGCUUGUACCGCAGUAUGAAAUUAACACACAGUUUCAACAAACGGUAAAAGUCCAGUUGACUUAAUUCAACCUUUUUAAUGUUGAACAUGUACAAAAAUAAACAAGUACAAAACUUUGAAAAGUAAAAUCCAGUAAAUUGAAAAUAUAUAGUAAAACAAUUCAAUGUAUCAGUUUAUGAACCACACAGGCACACGUAGACUGAAGUACCACAAGUACCUUUGUGGAUUAACUUGACGUGUAUGACUGAGAAGAAAGAAAGAAAAAAAAAAGCAUAGUUUUUAACAAAUACAUUUUUUGUGUUGAUACUGUGACAGUUAAUGUAAAAAUGACUCAGGCGAUUAUACUAUUAGGUUAACGAUCAGUGAACUCAGGUGAUUAGUUGCUUUUUUUUUCCUGAUGGGAAAAGGGAGACAUUUUGAGGGAGGUUUUUAUCGUUUAGUCUUAAAAGUACAGACCACUAUUUGAGGAAAUAUAGUUAAUUAUUAAAUUGAAACAUUUCCUUUGAGAAGCCCACCAUGACAAAUUUUGUUCAAACGGGGAGCAGUUUUGAUGGCAAAGGGCGUGUGCCUUAUUUACUACAUAUUAUUACGUCUUAAGACAUCUGACUGGACAUUUGCUGAUUUUGAAUAUAUUACAUAUUUUGCAUGUGAUGGCUUUUCAUUCCCGUUUUGUGAACAGCGCUGCAGAAUGUUUUUUUUUUUUUUUUUUUUUUUAAAUCCUAUUUUGCUUUCUGUACAUUGACUUUUUGCCCAUCUGAUGAUUCCAGAUUGUCUUUGCAAAGAUUUAUUUUGUGCCAUCCAGUGCUUGUGGGAUUUUAUUUCACAAAGUGUCCUCUGGUGUAUUUUGAGUUUCAACUUCAGUACAAUUUUUUUUAAUAGAUACAGGUACAUUACAGUACACGCAGUAUUGUAUGUGUAGUUCAGUCAAUACUAUGCAUGUUCCACAAAGAAGGCUGUAAAUGUCAAUCUCAAAAAUAAACACAUUGAAUGAAAAUAAAGGUUGCACGUGGUU